This is a messenger RNA of Cinara cedri, 15459 nucleotides long. The record is from the annotation of a GenBank genome assembly. Lineage: Eukaryota; Metazoa; Arthropoda; Insecta; Hemiptera; Aphididae.
AUGGGAAUCUUGUUCGUUGUCAACGGGCUCUGGCUCGCCUCUUUUGCGUUAUUAGUUCGCAGUCAUGUGCAGGGAUUGAUAAUUGGUUAGAGCUUUUAUUUUUUUUUCAGAUGGGCGGUAGAGUUCCACGUAACGAACUAAAUGAUUUUAUUUAGAUUUUCCUUUUGGGUUAAUUGUAUGGCAGCCCCAUCAUUGGUGUUUGGUCACCAUCUAUGAUGAAGUAUUGAUCAAGGGAGUUAAAGACAUUUUCGAAUUAUGCUUGUGUAAUUUUGUAUUUAGAUAGGCAAUAUGACACCACCAUGGUUAUUAGGGUAUGGUUUAAUUUAAUAUUUAUAGCUACUGCUUGAAGGAAGUCUUCAUUAAUACUGGGAAGGAGUGUAAAUUGUAUAGGUGACCUGAUGAAAAUCGCUGCACCUGCAUGGGUCGUGUUAUCAGAGUGGUUAGCUGAAAUUGUUGUGUAACCAGGAAUUGCAAAUUUGGAAUUGGUUGUAAAAUGGGUAUCUAAGAUUAAAGCUAAGUCGAUUAUUUUUUUAUUUAGAGUUGUUAUUAAUUCAUUUCUGUGGUUUACUAGAUCGUUAGUAUACCAUAACAGGAUGACUAGGGAUUAUGAGGUAAAAAAUUAUUUAAAAUUUUGGGUGAGCAGGCGAUCGAGAAUAGUGGUGAGGAGGGAUUAAGAGGAUUUUUUAAUGAUUUAAAUUUGUUAAUUAAAUUGGUUAGAGGGGAGAAAUCAUUAGAUUGGGCUGUAGAAGGUGGAUGCGAAUUUUGGUGGUUUGUGGUUUGGACGUAAGAAUGAGAGGGUAGAUUUGUUUGUAAAACUGGCAACCUUUGUAGUUGGCCGGAUGGUUGCCUUUUGAUAGAGCACAAGUGCGGGUGUGUCUCUAGUUUUCACGCAACUGGGUGAUGAAUGGUAUUCCUCACAGUAAACGCAUCUCGGUGGAUAGAUACAAUACUUCCUAGAGUGGCCAUACUCUUGGCAGUUGAGACAUUGCACGAUGUCUUUCCUUUUGUGUGGUUCUUCGAUUUUGUGCGAAGUAAUAAUAUUAGGUUAAAAAUGUCUUUAUUUCUGCCAGCUCAAGGUCGAUAAAAAAAAAAAGGUAAUUUAUUUUUUGUGUUUUUAUGGAUAACAUUUGCCAUUUGGCGCACUGUGUAUCCUUUUUUUCGAUCGAAAUCCCGUCAGCCAUUGGUAUUAAUGGAUGCAAGUUGCGAAUGACAAUACGGAAGGAAUUUUUCUUCUCGUGGCUGAUAUGUGUGGUAUUGGACCUUACUUUCUUUUAGGAAGUGGAUAAUGGCAAGAUCUGGUUUAGUUGACUGUAUUUUUAAAUCAUAAGUAGAUGAUUUAAAGAAUUUGACCGAACCAACCAGCCUUAACAGUUUUAACAUUCUUAAUAUUAAACCUACUUACAAUUUUCUUUUUGUACAUACACGGUAUGUAAUUCUUAUUUUUAGACAUAGCGGUUGCAAAUAAAUCUCUAGAAACCAUAAAUGAUCGUACAAAUAUAUUUGAGAAAAUUAUAACGUCCAUUAUUUAUAAGAUGUUUUGCUACUUUGUAUGGAAAAAUCACAUUAAAGUAUUGUUACCGGCGAGGGGAACCGUUAAAGUUCCAGUCAUAUUCAACCAUAACUUUGCUUAUUCGUCAAUAUCCGAAGAUUACAUUAUUGCAUUUGAUAAUACAAAUUACACGAUUCCAAAUCUGGUAAUAUUCUCGAGUAAUUUUUUCUAAUGGUGUUGGGUUAAGUUAGGUUAGGCAAAAAUAAUGAGGUUUGUUUUCAAAUCUAUAGAAAAUAAAUGUUAUCGGUCACAUUAAAGAUAAUAUAACAGUAAAAUCCAACGUGAUUGAUGUUGGUCUAUGCUAUUUAACGAGUUCGGUGCAGAUCAUCAGUUUCCAAUUACAGAGUAACAACAGAGUGGUAGUACCGUUUGAAGUAACAGUACCUCAAGAACUGUGCAAACAUGUAGAACUAAACCCAUCAAAAGGAUACCUAAAAGCUGGGUCUUCUUUGGAUAUUUUUAUCCGGAUUUGUUUGAAGUUUGUUUCGAUAUCAAUAUCAAUAAUAUUAAUAUUGGAAUUCACAAUAUAACAGUGGAAUUCGAAAAAACAGAUUUUAAUACAAACAUUUUAUAGGUUGGACAUUAUACAGCCUGACUGUUGUAUGUACUUUAACGCUGACAGUGGUUUCUUAGAUUUCCCUGUCCGCAUUCAUCCGUCAAACUCAAAAAAAUAUUAUGAAGUACGUGUCUUGGUUGUAGUUACUACUCCAUUUGGUUUGAAAAUAACUCCCGAUACUUUGAAUUUUGGUACGGUUAACACGACAGAAACAGUCGUUCGGAUAAUUACUUUAGCCAAUCAUUCAAGAACUACAAUGGAAUACAGCUUUUUAAAACUACCAGAAGUAAUAUUGAAUUCGUAUUUUUUUUUUUCAAAAGUGAUAAACAAAAUACAUAAGUAAGAUACUUAUUGUAUCAGAAAUUAUUAACUUUAUUUGGAUUUUUUUUAGAACAUUUAAAAAAUACGUAACUUUAAAAUGUUAAUAAAUUUCGGUUAUUUUUUUUCAUUCAUAUAUUUAUUUUGAUUUUCAAUUUUUUGGUUGUACUGAAGAUUCCAAAAGUAUGGUUCACGACCCAAAAUUUGGUCACGAUCAUAUUUUUGUUGGGUCACGUUAUAUUUUUAAAUAAUAUAUUUUUUAGAUUCUGAGUGUAGCGAGAAAUGUAUUGGUUUUACAAUGAUGUUUAUUUUUUUUCUAUCCGUGAACAACUUUUCUACCAAAAAUCUUGUUCCAAUUUACAAGCACUUGUAGCACUUUUUCGGAAAGGAAAUCUGAUUGAAGAGGUACUUUAGAAAAGUCUUUUUUUGAUUUUCCUUAGAGUUUUUUCAAUAUAUUGUAAAAACAGGAAAAAAACUGACGAAAAACGGGAAAAUGUACGAAUGUAGGUAUUAGGUAAAAAAAAAAAAAAAAAUAUGGUUUAUUUUUAUCUGUGAACCUUUCUACCAGCUAUUUCACUCCGAUUUACAAUUAUGCCACUUUUUCUGAAAGGCAAUCUCACUGUAGUGGUACUUUAAAGAGGUCAUUUUUUGAUUUUCCUAAGAGUUUUCUCAAUAAAUCGAUAAAACGGGAAAAUUUAUGAAAUGUAGCUAUAAGUAGGAUUAAUGUAGGUAUUACGGACUUUUUUUUUCCUGUGAACAAAUUUUCUACCAGCAAAUUGGAUCUAUAUUUAAAAAUGAGAUUAUGCCACUGAACAAACUUAAUAAAUCAUCCAGAAAUGAAAAAUAAACAAAAAAAUUAUCGUGCCACAAAAAGUUUGAAAACCUCUAGGUUAUAAUAUUUAAUUAUUUAAUUAGUUACAUUAUCAACAUUAUGAUUGUUAAUUGUUUAUACUUUAGCACCAUAGAUAAUAAAAAAGACUGACAUAAUUCGUAUUUAUGUGGGCCACUGUUGUGGAUAAGAAGUUGGGAAGGUAGUAGAGGAGAAAUUUAAUGUACUUUGUAAGUAAAAAUUAAACAUUGCUAACAAAAAAGCCAUUCUAAGCGGAGUUCAGUUGAUAGUGUUGCUUUGUCAACAAUAUAUAUAUCAUAUUGUAAUAAAAUAAUUACAUAUACAAAAUAUGCAAAUGAACUAAUAGUAAAAAAAAAAUAACUUAUUAAUAUGUACCAACAGUGCCGGAUCUAGACUUUUGGAUGCCUGGAGCAAAUGUUUUUAUGAGGCCUUUAGCAGUAAACAAAUUAAAAAUACCCAAUAUCUAAGUAGUUAAGGAAAAAAGUGCAAACUUGCACUUUAUAAUCUACUACUGUACUAUCCACAUUAGAAUCGAAUUAGCUGUUAAGCGUUUAUUAAUUUUAUUAAAAAAUAAUUCAUAUAACCACUGAAACUUUUAUACCUAUAUACUAAAAUAUUUUGUGUUCACUGAAAGCUUCAUCCUCAUAGACCAAAUCAUAUAAAUACAAAUCAAUUUUUAUUUUUUUGAAGUUGAUAUUUUUUUUUUUCAUUAAUUUCCUAAGCCAAGAUUCAAAAAGUUUUAAAUUUUCAUAUAGAAUUCUGGUAUCCAAAUGCCUCCUGAACAUCUGCUGCCCGUGGCAAGUGCCUUUACAAAAACGGCAAAAACGGUUCUGUAGACGGCUCUGUAACCUUGUUUGUAAUAAUAAAUUAUCAUAGUAGAAGUUAUUUUACAUAAUACAUAAUUGCCUAGUAUCAGUGCGACGAUAGGUAUUUUCUUUAAAUUAUAAUACUCUGUAAUAUACUAAUAAAUAAUUUAAGUAAACUUAGUGUACUUUACUCAUUCUUUUUUUUUAAUAAAUUAAGUUUGUUAACUUCUGUACUACUAAAUAAAUGAAUGCCAACUGGUAUUCCAAUACUACUGAAACUAUCUUAAAAAUAGGAGAUAUGUGCAUAAACAGCUGUCCUAGGAUAAUGGGAACGGGUGUUUUGUCAACAAUAUAUAUUACCAAUAUAUACAAUGUAUAAUGUAUAUUAUACAUUAUAUACAUUAUGGUAAAAUAAUUAAAUAAUAUGCAUUUUAUAUUUUCUUUAAUGAUAUUUGUUUAAUAUAGUAUCUAUUUUCCUAUUUUCCCAACGUUUUUCCCAUUUAUUGAGAGAACUCCUGAACCUCCUUAAAGUCCCAGUACUUCCUAAAUUAGAUUUCCUUUAAGAAAAAUUGCGUUUGAAUGUAUUGAAACAAAAAGCAAUAGAAAAUCUCGUUGAAAUUGUAGGUGUUCAGGAGGUAAAUAAUGAAGACUGCCAUGUGUCUGUAAUGAGUCUGUAGGAGUGAAAGUAAAUCUACUAAAAGCUUUUUGUAUUUUUUCGAAAAUUGAAAAUAAACCCAAGAAAAUAAUGACAAUUCAAUGGCUUGGAAAUUCUAAUGAGGGAACUACGCUUACUACUAGUAAAGCUAUUAACUUAGUACAUUGCACGUUGAAAUUCAAAUUUUCAAUUACACUUCAAGUUUUGGCAGAACUGUUUUCAAUUACUUUACCACUUUUUAAUCAACUGCAAAAUCAAAAUUUGGUAGUCAUUAAAAAUGUAUAAAACUGUUGUAGAAGAGUUGUAAAAUAAAAACAAACAAAGUUCAAAGUUUUAGUUCGAUUUAUACCAAAUCAUUAACAUUCUCUGAUAUUCAUAAAAUAGACGUUAAAAAUAAAUCGAACGUUUAAAACAAGUUAAUCGCGAAAAUAUAUUGACCAAAAUCCCAAAACAAUAUUUUUGUUUUACCUUAUACUUACUCUUUUUGAAUUAUUUGAUAUUGGAAAUUGAAAAUAGAUUUUUUGAUCGCGGUCAUGAAACAAUUUAUUAUGUAUUUGCAAUAUUUAAUACAAUUUAUUUUACGCUAUAAUACAGAUAUCGAACAAAUUAUUGAAUCAGACAAGUUUUAUAUUGAUGAACUAAUUGGCUCAAUGUAACAUCUAUUUAUGGAAUUUGUAAUGUAGGUUGCCAUUUGAAAAUCAAAAAUAGGUAGUGGUUUUACCAUCUAAAAAAAAGAAGUGAUGUAAAAUUUUAAAGCUACUGAAUUUUCUAAAAAAACAAAUUCUGAAAAAAGUUAAUAUUUUUCGAGAGUGUUAUGUUAUAAAUAUAUAAGUAUAUAAACAUAAAUACAAUACAAAUUUGAUCAUUACUUUACGAAAUUUAAAUGGUUUGUAUACUUUUAGAGAGUUUCUAUACAUCCUAACGCAUUUGGAAGUAUAUUGUCUGGUGAAAAUAUUCUUCUGCACAUUUAUUAUAGUCCUAGUGCAAAAGAUUUACCCAAAAAUAUUUUUACGUUUGAAGACGAUUUUAUAUUGACAUGUUCUACAGUUGCUGGUUUGAAUGCUGAUAAAUUGAAUUCUAAAGUAACUAUGAUCGAAAUAUUUAGAUUAUAUAAUUCAGUGUCUGCAUAAAAUCGACGUUGAAUGCGAUUUAAAUAAAACAAAUGAAUAGCAGAGCUCUUUAGUAGAGUUCCGUCACUAGAGUUCAGCUUUCCCGUAGUUGACUUGUUGCCAUUAUAGUAUUUCAUGUUUUUUUUUUUAAUUACAGUGAUAAGGAAUUGACCAAAAAUGUUUUAUCUAAAUAUCUAAAGGUAAAAUAAUUCUCGAGAUUUUUGUUAACAUACGGUGGGGGCCCAACUACAUAUUUUGCAAAUGUAGGAACACUUGGAACCCCUUUGUUCUAUAAAAAUAAUUUAGGCAGGUCAUAUUUCAAAAUAUAAAAGUAGACAAUGCAUGCGAACCGUAUUACAAAAUUAAGGUAUUAUGAUAUUUUGAAAGAAAAUAGUUGGGAACAGAAAAAUAUUGUAUCGAUUUUCUGACAACUUCCAAUAUUCGUUAAGAUAAAUAGGUACAUAAUAUCACGGACUAGUCUGUAGUACAUAUGGACACAUGGUAGCUAACUGAGGUAAGAAUACAGUGUCCUCACUCUAGAAAAAACAAUGACAAAAACAUAGAUUGAAAAAAUAAUGGUGUAUUAUCAUGGACGUAAAAUCAAAGAACUGUAAACCGAUGAAUAUCUUAAGGACGUGACAAUUAUCAUUUAUUAUCUUCGUUAUUAUUACUUUAAAAAUAUUUAAUAGUUUUGAAUUAUUUACAGAUUUAAAAUAUAGACAAAUUAGUAAGUGAAAAGUGAUAGUAUUACGCCGCCUAGAUUACGCCUAUACUAAACUGCAUAAUGCCGAGGUGCAAUAAGCAUUGUGUGCGUAGGAAACUUACGGCACUCGGUAUGAACUCGGAAAGAACUUAUUUUUUGUACUUUUUUACAAAAAAAUUAAUAAAAUUAAAAAAAAAUGUCUAAAAGGACUUAAAUGUCUUCAAUGAACUUUUUCGUUUUAAGAAUGAAACGUUUUCCAAAAUUAUCUUAUUCCAAUUAUUCCCAAUUAUCACCUGACGUGGUUUUGCACAAAAAUAUCGAGGGAUAUUUUCGUAAAAAAAAGUGCAAAAAUUAAGUAGGCCUUUUUUGGUUUCGAACACGGUACUGCAAGUUUUUUAAGUAUGCCAUUGAUUAUUGUGCCACGGUAUAAUUAAAAUUGAAUUAAUCAGAACAAACGGGUCUGAAUGCACCCAUAUAUUUUGUAAAAUACGUGGUCCGAUUAUACCGCCUGUUUUUUUUGAAGACCUUCUGAAGACACGUAGAUAACAAUUAUAUUUAUAUAAUAUAUAAUAACAUACUCAAGUUAAUAACAUGAGUAUGUUGGGGUAUUUAAAACCCGGCAUUUUCUGUGUCAUGAUUUGAGAGAGGUUUGAAAGUUGUAACCACCAUAUAAAAUGCAUCUACAACCAAUAUUAUACACGGAUUUACUUGUAGGGAUAUACAAAUGUAUAAACUAUUCUCCUCCCGCAACAACAGUGAAAUUUAAAUUUAAAUUCAAUCAAAAUUUAAUAUCUUCAAUCUACCUAUAAAUAAACUAAAUUUGUUUAUUUAGUUCUUUUGGGCUAAAGGGAGCCUCGAAAACUGUCCAAAUAUAACAGAAAAUGUAUUUUUACAUAAAAGACACAGACAGUGCCAUAGUUUUUAUUUUUGGGGAAAAUUUGAUAAAAAUAAACCAUUAUUGUUAUUAUUAUUAAAUAUUACAAAUAUUAUUUUAAGAAUCAUUUUCAUAGGUUCACAAAUUUGUAACUGAAAAAAUGUCAAUAUCAAAUACAAACUCAACAUCGACAAUAAACCUAAAUCAGAUAUACGAAUUAGAUCAUGGUCCACAUAAGUAAAUUGCCUAACUAUUUCUUCGAUGAAAUAUUUUUUUUUCAAUAAUCAACUUAAAUUUAUUGUACGAAAUAGAAUACCAGCUAAUUCGAUAUUGAAAAACAAAGUAAAAUUAAAUUCACUAGAUAAAAAUACUAUUCUAAAAGAAGCUACUAUAAGGUGCCACGCACGUAUACAUGAUAUCCCCGUUGAACUUUCUGUUCAAAAAAUUGUGUUUGGAAAAAUUCAUUUUAAGUCUCAUUCAACUUACACAAUCGAAUUAAGGUAUAUUUCAAAUAAAUUAAAUAUGAUAAAAAUAUUUAUUAAAAAAUAAAAUAAACAUUCAUUUUUUUAUCAAAGAGCUUCAAAUUUGGCAUCUGUCAUUGAUCGGAAUACAUCAUAUCCUGAUUUUCAAAUAAGGUUUGAAUUUUGUUCUAACGAUCCUUCUAUUGAAUUUAAGCCAAAGAACGGAAAAUUACAUUCAAAAGAAGUUAAGUUUUAAGUUAAUAUAUAAAUAUAUUUUUUACAUGCAAAUUGCAAUAACUGUUUAGGUUAAAAAAAUCAUUGUUAUAUUUCGGCCCAAGCUUAACAACGAACUCGAAGAUAUAUUUAAAGAGUGUCUCGAAUCUGAGAUAACUGAUAUAGAAACUGAACGUAUUUUAGAAGACGAAAAUUCAUUCUUAAAUAAAGUAAAUUUAGUUUUUGUUAAUUUUCAAAUUAUCCGUAACGUUUUAAUCGAUCUGAUGAAUUUUUAGGUAUAUGGUAAUAGACCAUUUCCGCGUGAACAAGUCAAAAUAUUUGAAGCCACUACAAUAUUUUAUUCUUUGAUGACGGAUUUAACGAAAAUAGUCUCAGCAGUUUGUUUUAUACAGUUUGAAAAUCGAAAAUCAAUUGAAUAUUUUGGGUAAUUACCUUUUAUUUUUAACUCGUAAUCACCCUCUGUUCGCCCACCCUCUGUAGAUCGUCUAAUUAUAUGUAUGCAUUGUUAUUUAUUUUUUGGGUUUAAACAAUUUUAGAUUCUAAGUGUAGCGAAGAAUGUAUUGGUUUUACUAAGAUUUUUAUUUUUUUUAUCCUGUGUACAAAACAUUUUACCAAAAAUCUUUUUUAGAUAUAUGUAUAUACGCACGGCACCAUUUUUAAAAGGGAAUGUUGUCCAGAGAGGACUUUUGAGAGGUCAUUUUUUGAUUUUUCAAGCGCUCUUGUUAAUAUUUGUGAAACACCAGAAUAAAACGUAAAAAAAAAAAAAAAAACGGGAAAUUGACGAAAAUAAUGCUUUUAUUAUUUUUCAAUUUUGUUAUUUAUUAUAAUUCAGUCAAAAAUAUUCAUAUAGGCUUAAAAUUUGAACAUAAAACAUAUAUUUACCUUUUCUAGACGUGGUCAAAUUUCCAAACAUUUUAACCAUUGUUUGAAAUAUUUAUAGACAUUAUAAUUUUGAGAGUUUUGUAAGUAAUAUUUAUUUGGUAGGUACUCUGUCGUAAAAUUGUAAGACUUGAACAGAAACGCUUGAAAAUUUAACAGUAGGUUCAUUAUGAGUCAUACUUUGAAGUCAAAAUAAAAUGUUUUAAAAAACAUAGAGUUUAAUGUAGUAUUUUUUUUUAUAAAGGAAUUUUAACAAGUAUCAAAUUUUCUACGAAAAUCGUUUGAAUAAAAAAUAAUGUAGAACAAAUCUAAUUUUUCUUUCUAAUUUUUUUUUUCGAAAAUAUGUAUAUUGCUGAUUCAAGAACGAGGUAAAGUCAGAAUUAAGCGGACUGGUUAAGUUUCGAAAUCAUAGCUUUUUGAAGUUCUGAUAUUAUGUGUAUAUUAUAUUUAAUAUUAAACAAUUCUACAUUGUCCAAAAGGACAAUAUGCUAUAAAAAUAACAUAUUUGUCAUGAUCGAAUGGUUAUUUGUGCCUAUUUCCAUUGUAGAGUUCAAACCACUGUGUCCAAAAAAAGUUGUUUGCAUUUUUUUCUCCCUUUUAAUUAAACAGAAAAAAAAACAAAUGCAUUUACGAUGUACCUAGAGACAAAAUACCUCUCGAUUUGUUGUCCAAACUUUUCUACCAGAAAUCUUGCCCCGAUGUAUCAAGUGUACCUAUUUUCUGAGAGAAAAUUUUAUCUCCAUGGUAAUUUAGGGAGGUCAUUUUUUGAUUUGUUAAAUGGCUUUCAUAUUAUAUGGGAGAAACUAAGAACAAAUGUCGGAAAAACGGAAAUUGUACUAAAUGUAAGUAUUAGUAAAAAUACUUUUUUCUCUAUCAACAACUUUUCUACUAGCAAUUUUACUUCGAUUAACAAUGAUAGCACUUUUUUCUAUAAGGAAAUCUGACUGGGGAAGUAUUCUAAGAGGUCCUAGCAAAUGUGAAAAACUGAGAAAAACAAUGGGAAUACAGGAAAAACGGGAAAAUCGGUACAAUGUUAAACAAAUAUUAAAGAAAAAACAUAAUGCCUCUUUAAUUAGGUACCUAUUUUACCAUAAUAUGAAAUAUAUAUUUUUGACAAAGAAUCACUAUCAACUGAACUGCGCUCAGAAUCAUUUUUUCGUGCAAUGGUUUAUCGUUGUUUACAGGUAUACCCGUCUGAAUUUCCUGUCUGUACCCUACUUUUCCAAUUUCCUAUCUACAACACUGGUUACGCCCAUGUGCGAAGUAUGUCCGUCCUUUUUAUUAUUAAAAAUAUUUGUAGGGAUUUGAAAUUUUGACAAAAACUUUUUAUUUGUCUUUUAUAGACUUGAAAAAAUUUUCAAAAAAUUGUGGCCAUUUUUGAGUUUUCAUAGACAUUUUAAUUUUGCGAGUUUUUUUAAGUAAUAUUAUUUAAGUAGUACUUAAUAGUAAUUCGGUAGAUAGUCUGAUAAAAUUGUUAGACUAAACUGAAAUGCUUGACAAUUAAACAGGAGGUUGAUUAUAAGUUGUACUUAGAGGUCAACAAGAAAAACUUGAGUUUAAUGUAGUUUUCUUUUUCAAUGGAAUAGCUAAUUCCAAGGGAGACAAUUCCUCUUUAUCAUAUUAUGGAUUCAUAAAUUCUCAAUUAUAUCAAUAAAAUCAUUAACCUUUCCCAGGUUUACAAAAUCCAUUAAACAUGUAUCAAUACGACCCUUAAAUAUACUUCCACAAAUAAUCCCCAAAUACUUCAAUAAUUAAUCCAAAUAAUUCAUCAUAAUGCAACAUAAACUUAUAGUAGGGCGGCGACUUUGUUUGCUCUAGCUAUGUUCACUUUUCUUCCUCGACUGCUUCCUUGCUGUUGGGCUGUCACUGGGUUCUGUUGCACAAUUUUGGGUUGUAAUGCAGGUUUCCUUGAAGCUCGACGGUAGUCCUAAUGGAUUACUUUCCGUGACGUUGACUGCCAUGGAAAAGAAAACUGUUAUAAUUAUUAUUAUUAUUAUUAUUACUAUUAUUUAUACUAUUCAAAUUUUACAAUAGAACACAAUUAGUCCGCCAAAUGAAUAUGGGUAAAAUAAUAAUAAUAGCGGGACAGCUAGUAUAUAUAUAUAUGUAUGUAUAUAUAUUUUUAUAAAUUAUCCACUAAAUAAAACUUUAGGGAGUUAAAUUUUUGAUUUUCCCAGCUGUUUACAUAAUAAAUUGGAAAAACAUGGCAAAAACCGAGAAAAAAAACUGAAAAAUAGAUAAAAUAUUACACUAAUAUUUUUAAAGUUGUAGAGUUUAUAAAUUAAUACAAUAGAAUACAUGUAUAAUGAAUAAAAAAAUAUUCAGUAUUCCAAUAAAUAAUAAAAAUGGUAUAGUCAACAAGUAAGGAAAUAUAAAAUAAAUUUUAUAUAAAAAAUUUGAAUCAUACAUUUAAUAAAAAUUAAUUCAAUCGUUUUGAAGUCACAUUUACCUAUUACAGCGGUUUUAACAAGAUUUCCCCGGUCUUUCAAAUUUUCUGGAAAAACUUUUAAGAAAAUCGAAAAUUUAACUCCCAAAAGUACGAUCUCCAAAAAAACUUACUUUAAAAAAAGGGUCUUUAUCAUAUAGAGCUUAUAUAUAAGCUUUCUGGUAGAAAGUUUUCACAAAAAAAAAAAAAUUAAAAUAUGAAACUUCUUUAUAAAACCAGAGAUGCUAUAAUCAAUUUUUAGAAUAAUCACUUUUACACCUCAUUUGAAUUUGAAACUAAUAAGCUAUAUACGAUAAUACAUAAAAUAUAAUGGAUAUAGUUAGAAAAACUUUUAUAUGUAUACAAUGUAUGCAUUGUACUUUCAUUUUCAAUGUCAUUUUAAAAUAUGAUUACCUAUUGAUUUUGCGUCGUUCUCAGAUUCACAAGAAACGUAUACCCUUAAAAUACAUAUUUGUUGACAUGCAUAAUGUUUUAUGCUAUUUUAGAUUUGAUACGGAAUCAUUGAAGCUAAGUAUUAUAUGUCAGACAACAAAGCCGACAAUUAUCUUGUUUAGCGAUCGAAUAAAUUUCGGUAAAUGUACUGUGGGCGUCCGUCACAACGAAUGGUUGUUGGUACGAAACAUAAAUACGGAUCCGGUUCCAUUAAAGAUUUCUUUGCCGAACCCAGUCGGAACUUUCUUUUGUGCUUUCGUAAUAUACGACUAUAACUAUAACUCGAAAUAAUAAUAAUAAUACAAAUAUGAUGAUAAAUUAUGUUUUUAUAUAGGCUGUAAACGGUGAACAGUUACUCCUCCCUGGCUAUACCACGCCGAUCAACAUUUCCUUUAUACCUGAAAGUGAAACUACAGUGAGUAUAAAUAUAUAUAUAUGUCCACCUUACUUUUAUUGUUUUAUAGAGUUUUGGGUUUUAUUUAUAUUUAUAUUAUAUUUUAUGUUAUAUUUUAUUUGAGUUUUAUGGGUUUUUGUGAUAUCGAGACGAGUUAAAAGUAGAAUAUUCGAAAAUUGAAAUGUACUUCAAACUGCGGGAGUAUUAUAAUAUUUAAUGCGUACACUUAAACAAAUUGCAGUUAUAUUAUUGAUAAAUCGCUGGGUUAGAAUACAAUUUUAAAACAUUAACAUUCCUAUUUUUAGAUUCUGAGUGGAACGAAGAGUAUAUGGUUUUUACAAAGAUUUUAAUGUUUUUUCUGUGGACAAUUUUUCUGCCAGUGAACUUGCUUCGAUUUUUACGUAUAGUACCUUUUCUGGGAGGAAAUCGGUGUGGGGAGGUCAUUUUUCGAUUUUCUAUACAAAUAUGAUAAACCAAAAAAAAAAACGGGCAAAUAUAAGAAAUGUAAAUUAUUAGUUAAAAUUAUUACCCUUCUUUUUACCUAUGGACAACUUUUCUACAAGCAAUUUUGUUCCAUUAUAUAAUAUUAGCAAUGUUUAUAAAAGGCAAUUUGACUGGGGAAGUACUGUAAAUAGAUCAUAUUUCAAUUUUCUCAAGAAUUUCCCAGCAAAUGUGAAAAACCAGGCAAAAAUAGGGGAAAACUGGGAAAACAUAAGAAAAACGGAAAAGUCGGUACAUUAAAUAAAUAAUAUUAACGAUAAUAUAUAAUAGCUAUUUAAUUAUUUUACCAUAAUAUGACAAAUAUAUAAUUGACAAAAAAUGACUAUCACUGUUUAGAAUCAUUUUUUCGUAAGUAGAUGGUUUAUUGUUUCUUACAGAUAUACAUUAAAUUACCUACAACAGUGGCUGCACCCGUCCCCCCAUUAUCUAAAAACAUCUUUUUUAAUUUUUAUUUAACACCAUCUAGUGUAAUAUUGAGGUUUAUAAUAAUUUAUGUUAAGAGACUUCUACACAUAAUUUUUAUGUUAAAUUAUAAUAAUACUUAAAACAAUUAAAAAAACAGUCAAAAUAGUAUUCUAGUCGGGAAUAUUUGGGUAACAAGAAAUUGUUUCUAGUGUUUACUAGUUGUAAAUUGAAUACUCACUUAAAUCUAUAAUUUUAGAUUAAAAUUAAUUUUGUAUUUUUAUGUGGUUUUUGUUUUAUGGCCGUAAGGAAAAUGAAAUCUUGGAAGUCAUUUCAGGAACAAUACGACUAAAGGUCAAUUUGUCCGGUGGUGGCAUCUGGCCAUCAUGUCAAAUUACACCGGAAGAUACUUUCAACAUAAUACUUACAACCCAUGAACGCUCAAAUAAUACAUUUAUUUUCCGGGUAAUUAUUAGUCUAAUGAUUUUAGAUUCUUAGUGGAGCGAGCGUAUUGGUUUCAUAAAAAUGAUUAUUUUUAUUUGUUUAUUUUUUUUAAUCUGUGAAUAUAUUUUCUACCAGAAACAUAUUUCGAUACUCAAGUGUAACAUCUUUUAUUUUUUGAACCAUUGGACCUUCCAAGAGAAUUUUAUAAUAAACGGGAAAAAACGUGGGAAAAAUGGGAAAAUUUAUGAAAUGUAUUAUUUUGUUGCGAUUCGGUAACAAAUAUUCAGAGACUAAAAAUUUUCAAAACCAUUUUAGCCAAAAUGAUUUAUAAUUUAACAGAAUGUUUAUUAUAUGUCAUAUUUUAUGCUCGAGGAUGUAAUGUUUAUGAUAGUUGUAAAUAUUACGGCCUUUUAAAACAUGUAUAAUUGAACACCGCUCAGAACCGUUUUUGUUAGUAAUAAUUGCGUACAGAUAUACAUUAAAUAGAGGGGACAUUUAAUAAUGUCAACCUUGUGGUGAGAUAAGAAUUCAUAAAUUUUAUAAUUGUUCUUUUUGAUGCUGUUUGAUAGGUAUUAACCAUAAUAUUCCAGUUAACUAGUUUGAUUUCAUUUGGCUUAUUAUUAUUGCCAUUUUUACCGGGGAAAAGAUUGAUUUCAAUUGAGUUUAUAUUCUCAAUAAAUUGUAAUGCUAUUUUUUGUAGAUUUUCAUUUGAAAAUUAACCAAGAAUAUAUAUUUUCAUUAAUAUGAGUAGUGUGAAUAUAAUUUAUUUUUUUCUUUCAUUAAAUCUACAUUUAAGGUCUAUAUAUAUAAAAAUGUCAUCGAAUAGCUUACAUACAUUUCAAUUUUUCAAUAUUAACUGUUUCUAUUACUAAGCUACAUGAAAAAUAACUACCUCUAGCUAAUGCUCUAAAUAUAUUUGAAAAUAUAGAAAAAGCAUUUGAAACUUUUCAAAGGCAUAUUGGAAAAGCUAUUUUACCUAAUUUUACCAAAAUCGUUAACAAAAAUAUCGGCCUAAAUUAAAUCUACAUUUGAUGCCAAAUUUGGGGUUUUUUGAAUAAAGUUAUUUGCAUUUUUGUAAUUUUUGUUGUUUCGGUCCCUAAUUUAUUAUAAUUAAUAAACUUGUAUCCAUUUAAAGUGUAUUUAAUAAACUAUUAUCAUUAGUAUUUAAAGUAGAAUAACUCGAAUACUUUAAGUUUGAUUACAAUACAUCAAAAUUUUCAAAAAAAUAAUUUAAAUCAUAAUUUGUAUUAGAAUGUAUGUAUUAUAAAUAAUAGUGAACUUUUAUACACAAUUACUGUGUAUCUAAAUAAAUUAAUAUAUUUAUACUUUAAUUUAUAAUACUACGCAGGUGACCAAUACCAGCGUGGUCGGCGUCCGGUUUAACGUAGAACUAGAUUGGGCUAAAGAACGUUUGGAACCUAUGCUGGAUGACGAGGCGUCUGAGUUUGGGGAAAUGUUACGGUCGUGGGUAUCAGAAGACCAGCCACCAUGGUUUGACGGACCUGGGUGGACUGGAUUGCAGGAGAGCAAUAACAACGUGUUUGACCUGGGAAACGGCGGUCGACCGUUGUGUUUCAGUCUGGAUCCGGAUGGGGUCCAUCAAAUCACAGUGACUUUCAAUCCUCCACCGGUUACAAACCAGCAAACAGUACGGAGGUUAGACUAUAGCCAUGAUGAGGAAGACUACAAUAGUUCUUCCGAGAUAUUUUGGUGUCGAGUCUACGCAGCUAUGCUCAACGUUCACGUCGGCCGCAAAGUACUCAGGCAGUUUUACGUUAUCAGUUUCGUUGAAAUGAAAACGACCAUCCACAAAACUUCGUAUACAACCCCGAUUCCUAUCAACUAG